GAUAACCCGGAGCCGAGGCCGGUGCAAAGCCAAAACUCGAAACGAUAUCAGUUGUGUGUGAAACCCGGUUUGGAUCAAAUGGACCACGGGGAGAUGGUUCUCUCCGGCCAGGUCACGAUCGACGGCGCCUUAACUCAGGUGACGCUAACGACCGGCGGCCAGCUCCGGUGGCCCGGCCGCUGUCUGGUUAUAAAGAAGGAGGUCCUCGGCUUCUCCGUUGAAGGAUCACAGAUCAAAAUCAGGGCUAUUGUGGAAAGAGGAGCUGGAAUCUGCUGCGGCGGCGGCUACACAUCGCCUCUUCUCCGGAAAACAUUCACUUUCGAUUUCCGGUCCAUUUCUGAGGAAUAUCUCCGGCUUUGGAGCCAUAAACUCCAAGAAUAUUUAGAUUCUCUCGGCAGGCCGAAAAGAUUAUUUGUGUUUGUGAAUCCGUAUGGAGGAAAGAAAUCUGCCUCUAAGAUUUUUCAUGAAGAGGUAAAACCACUCAUUGAGGAUGCAAAUAUUGAAUAUGAAGUGCAAGAAACAAAAUAUCAACUCCAUGCCAAAGAAGUUGUUCAUAGCUUGGAUCUUUCAAAGUAUGAUGGAAUUGUUUGUGUUAGCGGAGAUGGAAUUCUGGUUGAGGUAGUUAAUGGACUGCUUGAAAGGGAGGACUGGGAGACUGCAAUUAAGAUAUCCCUUGGAGUAAUACCUGCAGGUCUUUUGCUUUUGUUCUUUAUAUCCAUCUUUCAUAUUCGUGUUACAUAAAUAGUUUUUCCCCAAAAGCUAGUUAUGGAAGA
Molecule: messenger RNA, 773 nt
Organism: Cuscuta campestris
Lineage: Eukaryota; Viridiplantae; Streptophyta; Magnoliopsida; Solanales; Convolvulaceae
Source: the annotation of a GenBank genome assembly